AUGGCAAACCCUGGGAUUGGGGUUUCAUUUGACCCAAAUGAUAUGUCCAGUUGGUACUUCGGCGGUCUGUCCCGAGCGGAGGCCACGAAGCUGCUCCUCAACGAGACCGAAAGCGGGGUGUUCCUUGUUAGGGACUCGAAGACCAUACACGGUGACUACGUGCUUUGUGUCAGGGAGGAUGAUCGCGUGUCCCACUACAUAAUAAACCACGUGGUGUCCGCGGACGGUACCACACGUUUCCGUAUCGGUGACCAGCUGUUCGCGGAUAUGCCGGCCUUGCUGUCGUUCUACCGACUCCAUUAUCUUGAUACCACGCCUCUGGUGAGGCCGCUGCCGCAAGCGAGGGCCAGGGCGGCCGCGCCACCACCACCUCAACCGCAUCAAGUGCUCGAGCUGGUGAUCGCCAAGUUCGACUUCGUUGGCAGUGACGCCGACGACCUGCCGUUCAGACGCGGCGAGCGGCUCAUGGUGAUCAACAGGGAUGAGGAGCAAUGGUGGACGGCGCGUAACAGUCAGGGACGCACCGGUUCGAUUCCAGUUCCGUAUGUGCAGAGGAUCCUCGACCCUUCAGGAGUACCAUACCCUCCAACGGAGGCGCUAAACCAGCUCGGGGAUCCGCCUAGCCCUCCCGGAAACAGGCAUCCUCAGCAACGUACCAAUAUGCAGGGUUAUCACUCGUUUGCAAUGGUUGAAGAGGAAGAAUUUCAAAAUAUUUUGAAAACAAUAUUGCCCACAUAUACAUUACCUUCUCGCGAAACAAUAUCUUCCAGUUUAAUACCUAAACUUUAUCAAAAGACAAGAGAUAAAGCACUACUACAGUUGCAGACAGAAGCCGAUGCGAUAUGCUUAACCACCGACGGCUGCACAUCGAUAAGUAAUACGAGUUUUGUUGCGCUGAUAGCUCACUACAUUGAUUAG
Molecule: messenger RNA, 918 nt
Organism: Parnassius apollo (apollo)
Lineage: Eukaryota; Metazoa; Arthropoda; Insecta; Lepidoptera; Papilionidae
Source: the annotation of a GenBank genome assembly